Messenger RNA from Nestor notabilis (Kea), 1067 nucleotides. RefSeq names its product sodium/potassium/calcium exchanger 2-like. The record is from RefSeq and is a predicted model, not a curated record. Gene Ontology annotation, cellular component: membrane. NCBI's taxonomy places the organism in Eukaryota, Metazoa, Chordata, Aves, Psittaciformes, Psittacidae. The transcript has a single exon. Gene Ontology annotation, biological process: intracellular calcium ion homeostasis; calcium ion transmembrane transport; long-term synaptic potentiation. The annotation marks the transcript as partial. Gene Ontology annotation, molecular function: calcium, potassium:sodium antiporter activity; calcium channel activity.
UGAAGAAAUUGCUUCCUAUGAAGAGUAAAAGUACUUGAUUCUGAGAAAACUUAAAGCACUUCUAACUUCAAAGCUGGAGAAAAGCAUGAGGGAACAAUCCAUCUGAUUCAGCAUCUCACACAGAACACAAAAUGGCUCUUCAAAAGAAAACUGUUGCUGGUGUCUUGGAGGAGUGGUGUUUGGAGGAACCACUGUUCAGUUGCAGACGGCACCAGAAUGUUAGGAAAAAACUGAGACUGAUACGAAUUAUAGGCCUUCUUGUCAGUGUAGUGGCCAUGAGCACUUUCUCUUUUUCGAUUAGUGCCUUUUUCAAGAUGGAACCACAUAGCAUGGCAUUGGCCAGCAGCCUAGAUAGCCAAAAGCUGGUGCACGGGCACCAAAGAACUCUGUUGGAUUUCACGGAACAGAAUGGAAACGACAGUCCAGACCCAUACACUGCUAUGAAAUAUGAAGCUGAAUAUGACAAUGCAACAGAUGGUCAUGCCAAGGGAGAGUACCCCAAGGACCUUUUCUCUCUUGAGGAGAGAAGGAAGGGAGCAGUGAUCCUCCAUGUAAUUGGAAUGAUUUACAUGUUUAUAGCCUUAGCCAUAGUCUGCGAUGAGUUCUUUGUUCCUUCCUUGACUGUCAUCACAGAAAAACUGACUAUAUCUGAUGAUGUGGCAGGGGCAACCUUCAUGGCUGCUGGUGGGUCAGCUCCAGAACUGUUCACUUCUUUAAUAGGAGUGUUUAUAUCCCACAGCAAUGUUGGCAUUGGUACAAUAGUGGGAUCUGCCGUGUUCAAUAUUCUGUUUGUUAUUGGAAUGUGUGCUUUAUUUUCUAGAGAGAUCUUGAACCUUACUUGGUGGCCACUCUUUCGAGAUGUGUCCUUUUACAUCAUUGACUUGAUCUUGCUGAUCAUCUUUUUUCUGGAUAACUUGAUCAUGUGGUGGGAAAGCUUGACACUCCUGACAGCGUAUUUUUGCUAUGUGACUUUCAUGAAGUUCAACGUUCAAGUGGAAGAAUGGGUGAAGAAGUUUUUAAACAGGAACAAGGUUGAGAAGGUAACAGGAACAGAUGCUGAAGGAAAG